AUGGACAAAGGCGAGGAGAUGCUAGAGAAGUUCCUCCGUCCUGCUGCACGUCGCUCUGCUGGCGUCGUCUCGCGGCGCUCGUGGAACAAGGUAGCGCUCGACAAGGUCGGCAUUUCGGAUCGGAGGCCAAAGAAGGUUCGCAAGGCGGCCGAGAAGCGGGCAGCAAAGUGGGCCAAGGCCCAUCCGCGCAUUACAUCAAGCGGAUCGGAGAGCUCGGGGCCACCGAAGAAGGGCAAGGGUAAGAGCAAGGGCAAGGGCAAGGGCAAGGGCAAGGGCAAGGGCAAGAACAAGCAUCGAGUCACAGUCUUCAACUCGAGCAUCUCAUCCGGUCCGAUCGAGUCGUCAGACUCGGGCUCGGACUCGGACUCGGGCUUGGACGAGGAGGAAGAGGAGGCGUCGAGCAGCUCGAUGACGGCGUCUGGGGUGUGGUCGUCGUCAAGUGAGGGGACCGAGUCGUCGCUUGGACGCGACGGGCACGUACCGCUGGAGCACAUGCUCGACAUCACGUUUGAUGCGUUUGCCGACGUCAACGACCGGCUGGUGUACAAGGAGUUCUCGGUGUAUGUGGCGCUGGUGGCGAUCAAGGGUCGGCGACGCAAGGUAGAGAAGGCGCUCAAAUUUUUCGAGCCCGACGUGACCAACUUUGAGUUCCGGCACCUUCUACUCUUUGCGUUUUCGGUGGUGCGGACGCUGGAGCGACUGCGGCUGGCGCUGCCGGGCAUGCCGUUUGCGCGGAGCGAUCUGGAGCUGAACCUAAGCGAGACGCGGAAGGAGAACAUCACCAAGGCGCUUCUGAAGCUGUUCACAGACGCCAUCGGCGACGACGACGCACUGCUGACCGUCGACGAGGCCGUCUCUAUGUUUUGCUCGCCCAAGAUCAAGGGCGCACUCGACUACUUUCUGGCGAUUACCAAGGCCAUGCCCGACGACGGGUCGGAUCCGAUCAAUGAGAUCCCGCUGUCGCGGACAACGCGCAAGGUGCUGAUCAAGGCCGGCGCAGACGUGACAACCGGUGAGGUCAUGACGAGUGAGAAAGCCCGACACGUGCUGGAGAAGAUCGGGCGGCUCGGCCUCAAGUACGAGACGGCUGUCGGUUAUGAGCCUGUCGACCGCAAGCCGGGCGCCGAGGUUGUCGCCUUUUUCAACUCGAACGACGACAUCAUCUUUGCCGUCGAGCGCCAGACGGUGCCCAAGCCGUCGACGACCGACGAAUCCGGCUCGAGCAAGCGCCGCAAGCGCCGCCGCCGCAAGGUCCGCACCAAGGUCCGUCGCCGGCGCAAGCGCUCCGGCCGCGGCUCGGAAACGAGCGAGACUGGCGCCGGCUAUGCGACCGCCUCGUCCGACUCGAGCCGACCGCAGCUCUCCGAGUAUGCUGCUGUAUUUGACAAGACCAAGGUUGUGGCGACGUCUGACUCGAGCUAG
Messenger RNA from Thecamonas trahens ATCC 50062, 1422 nucleotides. RefSeq lists its product as uncharacterized. The record is from RefSeq and is a predicted model, not a curated record. Lineage: Eukaryota; Apusomonadida; Apusomonadidae. Bases 1 to 1422 code for a protein of 473 amino acids. The transcript is spliced from 2 exons.